Messenger RNA from Naumovozyma castellii, 1062 nucleotides. RefSeq names its product type 1 protein phosphatase-activating protein SDS22 (gene SDS22). The transcript has a single exon. The coding region runs from base 1 to 1062 and encodes 353 amino acids. The record is from RefSeq and is a predicted model, not a curated record. Lineage: Eukaryota; Fungi; Ascomycota; Saccharomycetes; Saccharomycetales; Saccharomycetaceae.
AUGACUGACAACCACGACUCCCCCAAAGACACCCAGGAAGAAGUAACCCCUGGCAUGGAAAUGUCACCUAUCACCAACACAUCGGAAUCCCUCAAGGGAAUGCAAAUCACGGAGGACCCACAUCCAGAUUUCCUUACCGCUGAUGCUGAUCUAACUACCGACUUGCCAGACGACACAGAGGUGAUUGACUUGAUCCAUUUGAAGAUUACAUCGUUAGAAGCCUUGAAUUUGUACAGAUUCAAGAAACUGACUGCUCUUUGUCUGAGACAGAACCUCAUUGAAAGUAUCACCGAGGUGGAAGUGCUACCAUAUGAUACCUUCAUUGAUUUGGAUCUUUACGAUAAUCGUAUCAAGCAUAUCUCGAGUAAUGUAAAUAAGUUGGUUCAUUUGAAGAAUUUGGAUCUAUCUUUCAAUAAGAUUAAAAAUAUUAAGAAUAUAGAUAAAUUAUAUGAAUUGGAAAAUCUAUAUUUUGUUCAGAAUAAGAUUUCUAAGAUCGAGAAUCUAUCUACUUUAAAGAAAUUGAAGAACUUGGAAUUAGGAGGAAACAGAAUACAAGCAUUGGAGCCUCAUGCAUUUGAUGGAUUGGAAAAUUUACAAGAGCUAUGGUUGGGUAAAAAUGCUAUCCCUAAAUUGAUUAAUUUGAAUCCAUUGAAGAACUUAAAGAUCUUAUCUAUUCAAGCCAAUAGGUUGAAAAAGAUUGAAGGUUUGGAAGAGUUAACCAAUCUGGAAGAAUUAUACGUCUCCAAUAACUUCCUAACUAAAAUUGAAGGACUGGAAAAUAAUAAGAAAUUAACAAUGUUAGAUAUCACUUCGAACAGAAUUACAAAGAUUGAAAAUGUCAGUCAUUUGACUGAAUUAACUGAUCUUUGGUGUUCAUUCAAUCAAGUCGAUCAAUCAUUCCAAUCUUUAGGGGAAGAAUUGGGUGGGCUAACGAAAUUUGAAACUAUCUACCUAGAAGGGAACCCAAUUCAAUUAAACAAUGAAACUGCGUAUAGAAGAAAACUGAUGUUAAGUUUGGGCCCAUCACUCCAGAAGAUUGAUGCAACCUUUAUUCGUGGUUAA